This is a messenger RNA of Cyclopterus lumpus (lumpfish), 14943 nucleotides long. RefSeq names its product FAT atypical cadherin 2 (gene fat2). Gene Ontology annotation, cellular component: plasma membrane. NCBI's taxonomy places the organism in Eukaryota, Metazoa, Chordata, Actinopteri, Perciformes, Cyclopteridae. Bases 263 to 13372 code for a protein of 4369 amino acids. The record is from RefSeq and is a predicted model, not a curated record. Gene Ontology annotation, molecular function: calcium ion binding. The transcript has 29 exons. Gene Ontology annotation, biological process: homophilic cell-cell adhesion.
AGCACUUUGACGGCGCUGAAGUUGAAGUUAGCAGCAGUUGAAGCGCACACGCUGACAUCUGUCUGUGUGUGUGUGUGUGCGCGUGUUCUCUCCUUUCCUUUCUGUUCAUCCUCUUUUCCACCAAAAGCACCAUGGGACUACAGCGGUCGUUGCCGUCCCGUCGAAGGACUUUUAAAGUUCCCCAAGUGUGAGCCGGGGGGAGCAAAGAGAGGGAUAUUCCCGGAGGAGUCGCCUACCUGGACCUCGAGGUUUGAGGAUCUUCAUGGACGUGCCGAAGAUGGCAGCUUUAGGAUCAGCUCUCCUCACUUUGGCGUCGGUCCUCCUGCAGGUGGCGAGGUGUCAGGGGAGCGUGGCAAAAGGAAAAGACGGCUCGCCGCUGAGGUUCACGCAUCAUCUCUACAACGCCACUAUCAACGAGAACUCCGCCCCGCGGACGUUCGUCGAGACGCCGGUGAAGAUGGGCAUCGAGGUGACCGACCCGUUCUGGCAAAUCGAAUACGACGUCGUCUCGGGCGACGACGACGGCCUUUUCCAAGCGGUGGCGGUUCAGGUCGGAGAUUUCUGCUUCCUCCGGAUCAAAACGCGCAGCAGUAACUCGGCACAGCUCAACCGGGAGGUCAGGGACGCUUACACUCUCACGGUGGCGGCGACAGAAAACACUUUUGACUUCCAGGCGAAGACGAAGGUGUCGGUCAAAGUGCUUGACACCAACGACCUCAAGCCUCUUUUCUACCCCGCCUCGUACAACGAGGCCAUCAGGGAGGACACUCCAGUUAAGUCAAGUGUGGUGAGGGUCAGCGCUACAGACGCCGACAUCGGGAGCAACGCUCAGUUUUACUACCUGUUCACCAGCAGAGCUCAUCCUUUUGCCGUCGACCCUUUCACGGGCACGGUCAGCCUCGUCAAGAAGCUCAAUCGCACCCGAACGACGAGGUACGAUCUCACGGUUUUAGCCGAGGACCGGACAAAGAAGAUAUCCGGCGUUCAAAAAUUCGGUAACGUCGCCAGGGUUACGAUAAACGUCCAAAAGACGUCCGCGGGGUCUCCGGUUAUCAAACCCGCCCUCAGACCCGUGGUAUCCACAGAUGGCAAAAUAACUAUCGAUGUCCACGUGGAGGCAGGAGUUAAGCCUGUGGAAUCCCUAAAUAUUGUUGGAGGGGAUCCACACAAGUGUUUUGAGAUAAUCCCUUUAGGCGUGCAGGGUAGUGACUUCCAAGUGAUCUCUACAAAGAGGAUUAUCUGGUCUCCUUUUGGGUUGAAUCUGUCCCUUCAAGCUAAAGACAGGAGCUUCCCGAGUUUACUCUCUCCAAUUACGCUAAUCCACGUUCCGGCCUAUCAUCACAGCUCUUUGGCAUUUUUGGAGGACACCUACAUCGUCACCCUGAGUGAGUUCUCACCCCCUAAAACUCACGUGGUUAAGGUUUCGGUCACCGCGGUACCUUACAACGUUACCUUCGGUAUUAAAAACAACCCGGACAGCACUAAAUUCAAAAUAAAUCCCCAAACCGGAAUUAUCAUAACGACGGAGAGAUUUUACUACGAGAGAAAGGAGCGAUACGAGUUUGACGUCGUGGCUAACCACGGCGACGCCGAGACCCAUGUGGUGAUCGAGAUAACCGACGAAAACGACAACGGCCCUCAGUUCAGCCGCACCUCCUACCAGGCCGCCCUGGAUGAAAACGCCCCUGUGGGCAGCAGUGUUUUGAAAGUCGCCGCCACAGACCGAGAUAAAGGAAAAAACGGCUUUGUGACCUUUGCCAUCGCGAACGCGGGGCCCUUACCUUUCGUAAUAGACCCAUUCACGGGUGUCAUCUCUACCUCCGAACACCUGGACUACGAGCUGAUGAAACGGCGGUACCACCUGAGAGUCUGGGCCUCGGACAGCGGCAGCCCUUUCAGUCAGGUCAGCGAAUGCCCCGUGACGAUAACCCUGAACAACGUCAACGAUAACCUCCCUCUGUUUGAGAGGGUGGGCUGCAACGCCACCAUACCUCAAGAUUUUCCCGCGGGACGCACCAUCGCCAAUCUGUCGGCCAUCGACGUGGAUGAGCUGCAGCAGCUGAGGUACGUCAUCGAGUCGGGAAACGAGCUCCAAGUGUUCGCUAUCGACUCGGUGUCGGGAGCCGUCGCCCUGAAGCAGCCGAUUCCCCUGCGGGAGGGUGCGUUCAAUUUGAGGGUCGUGGCCACCGACGGCAAGCAUUUCUCCGAGGCGUCGCUCGUCAGGGUGACUGUCACCAACCGGGGCGACGACGUGACGCUCCGCUGCCAGGAAACGGGCAUCUUCCAACAGCUGACGGACAAGCUGAUCGAGUCCAUCAAACCCAUUUUUACCAAUCAAGAGGAAGACCAGUUCUCCGAUGUUCACAUCACCAACCGUCAUUCUCCCAAGUUUGACUCGAGCCUCCCGGUUUCGAUCGACCUGAUGGAGGACCACCCGCAGAACUCCACCAUAAUUCAGUUCAAGGCAACGGACACGGACACCGGCUUUAAUAGUAAGCUGGUGUAUGCCAUAUCGAGCGGGAACGAGGACGGCUGUUUCUUCAUCGACGUGUUCUCCGGCGACCUUCGGUUAGUUUGCCCGUUGGACCGAGAGAGCAAAGGGUUCUACAUCUUGAACAUCACCGUCUACGAUCUGGGAACGCCACGGAGAUCCGCGUGGAAGUUCGUCGCGGUGAACGUCGUGGACGUCAACGACAAUCCUCCCGCGUUCGAUCAGCCCAGGUAUCUGGUACGGGUGCCGGAAAACACGGAGGUGGACUCCGUCAUCUUCACGGCUCGCGCCAUAGAUCCCGAUGUCGAGUCCAGCGGGAGCGUCCUGUACUCCCUGCUGACGUCCACCGACGCGUUCAGAAUCGACGAGGUGUCCGGCGAGGUGGCCGUGACGAGCGGUUUGGAUCGAGAGACCUCGCCCAGGCACGACCUCCGGAUCGCGGCCACAGACCAAGCCCAACUCGGCCCCCAGUUGUUCUCCACGGUUGACCUUGUGGUGGUUUUGCAAGACGUGAACGACAACCCGCCCAAGUUUGUACCCAAAGUUUACAAAAUUAAGGUUCCCGAGGACGUUCCCGUGGGUGCCCUCCUGGUGUGGGUCGAGAGCGUCGACUUGGAUCUGGGCGGCGGAGGCCUCGUCACCUACAACCUCAAGAAUACAGAAGGCGGGAUCUUUCACCUGGACUCCUCCACAGGCGCCUUGAUCCUCGAACGCGAGCUGGACUUUGAGAGGCGGCCGGUUUACAACCUCACGGUCCGGGCCGUCGAUCACGGCCUCCCUCGCUCCCUCUCCUCCUCCUGCUUUGUGGAGAUCCAGGUCCUGGAUGUCAACGAGAACCUCCACAGGCCCGUGUUCUCGGAGUUUGUGUAUGAAUCCGGAGUGAUGGAGGACGCAGCGGUGGGGACCUCCGUGGUCACACUGACGGCUUCAGACAAGGACCUGGGCAGAGAUGGAGUUGUCCGGUACCACAUCAAAGAAGGCUCCGGUCUUGGAGUGUUCACCAUUGACGAGGAAACAGGUGUGAUUCGUACAACGGAGGCGUUGGACCGCGAGGCGAAGCAUCACUACUGGCUCUCCGUGCACGUCACCGAUCUGGGUGCCGAGCCGCUGACCUCCUGGACUCACGUCUUCCUGGAGGUCCUGGACGUCAACGACAACGCUCCGGAGCCCUCUCAGCCGGUGUAUUUCGCGUCCGUCCUGGAGAACCUGGACAGGGUCGAGUCCGUCGUCCAGGUGACGGCGGCGGACGCGGACACGUCCUCCGAGGGGAAGCUGUCCUACCUGAUACCUGAGUCUCAUCGGACGUUGUUCGCCGUGGAUCCCCAAACGGGUGUAAUCAGCACCCUCUCGCCGUUGGACCGGGAGGUUAAACCCGAACACAGCGUCGAGGUGAUCGUCUCCGACAACGGAUCCCCGCCUCUCCGCUCCACCGCCACCGUGGUGAUCCGGGUCCUGGACGCCAACGACAACCAGCCGAAGUUCACCGACAAGCUCUUCCACGUCCGGCUGCCCGAGCGGCGGCGGCGGGCGGGCCGGCGGGAGGUGUGCAGGAUGGUUGCCCGGGACGACGACGAGGGCUCCAACGCCGCGGUGACCUACGGGAUCCUGGACGACGACGACGACGAGGGGGACGACGGGGGUUUCCAGAUCGACGCCGUGACGGGCGCCGUGACGUCGCACGGCGACUUCUGGCCGGGGAACUACAGCAUUCUCACGAUCGAAGCCACAGACCGGGGCAUCCCGCCGCGCUCGUCCACGGCGAGGCUCGACAUCGAGUGGAUCGCCCGCCCGCCGCCCUCCGCCGAGCCAAUCGCGUUCGACGAACCCCCUUUCGCCUUCGCCGUCAUGGAAACGGAGCCCGUCACUCACAUGGUGGGCAUCAUCGUGACGGAGACGCAUCGGCAGAGGUGGUUCGAUAUCACAGGUGGCGAUGAAGAAAAGGACUUUGACAUCCAGAGAAACACGGGAACCCUCUCCAUCGCCCGGCGGCUCGACGCCUCCCGGCGCUCCAACUACAACGUGACGGUGCGGGUCACCGAUGGCCACCACAGCGCCACCACACAGGCCUACAUCCGCGUGUUGGACAUGAACGAGCAUCGGCCCGUCUUCCUGACGCCGCUGUACGAGGUGAGCGUUCCCGAGGACACCUCCCCGUGGAAGGACGUCCUGCAGGUCGGCGCCGUGGACGCCGACGUCAACAGCAAGCUGGUGUUCUCCGUGCACGGCGGCCUCCAUCCGGACAGCGCCAAGCUCUUCCACCUGGACCCAAAGAGCGGCGUCCUGGUGCUGACGCAGGAGCUCGACUACGAGGAGAUCUCCGUUCACACGCUCAUCGUCAUGGUGCGUGACCAGGAGAUCCCGGUGAAGAGGAACUUCGCGAAGGUGGUGGUUCGCGUGGAGGACUGUAACGACCACUCGCCGGCGUUCCUCAGCCCCCGCUACGAGGCCAGCGUGUCCAGCGCGGACCCUCCGGGCACCGAGGUCGUCCGGGUCAAGGCCCUGGACAAGGACACGGGCAGCAAUGCCGACGUCAGCUACUCUCUGAACUCCGGGAAUAUCGACAACGUCUUCUCCAUCGACCCAGAGCUGGGCUCCAUCCGCGUGGUAAAACCUCUGGACCUUCAGCCUCAGGACCGCUUCCACCUGACGGUGAAGGCCACCGAUCAGGGCUUCCCUCAGCGCAGCGACCUCUGCUCCGUCCACGUCCACAUCCGCACCUCCGACCAAACCCCGCCUGCCUUCUCCUCGGACGAAUACCUGACGGAGAUCGGCGAGUCGAGCGCCUUCGGAACCCCGGUGGUCGCCGUCUCGGCCUCCAGCCCCGCCGCCGUGCACUACGGGAUAGAGAGCGGCGACGCCAACGGAACGUUUCGCAUCAGCCCGUACACCGGGUCGAUUUCGACGCAAAAGCCCCUCGACUUUGAGAACUGUGCCUCCUACAAGCUCACAGUCACAGCUUCCACCGCGGCCGGAGCCUCGUCCACGGCCGUCGUUCACGUCUACGUGAUCGACGAGAACGACAACGCUCCCGUUUUUCAUCGCCGGGCGUACCUGGGGCAAGUCAGCGAGUCGGCUCGCGUGACCAGCAUGGUGAUGGGAGAGCGGAACACCCCUCUGGUCAUCCAGGCCUCCGACGCAGACAGAGAUUCAAACUCUCUGCUGGUGUAUCAGAUCCUGGAACCGGAGGCCCGGAACGUCUUCAAGCUGGACCCGAGCACGGGCACCAUCUCUUUAAUCUCGCCCGUCGACUUUGAAGCCGAGGCCGAGUAUCGCUUCACCGUGCAGGCGAGGGACUCCGGGGAGCCGCCGCUGUACGCGACGGAGCCCGCCAAGGUCACCAUUCAAGUCCUGGGCGUGAACGACUGCCCGCCGCAGUUCAGCGCCCCUCUGUACGAGCCAUCCGUCAUCUCGCCGGCUGUCGCGGACGCGGAGGUGGUGCGCGUCGCGGCCCACGAUGCCGACUCGCUGGUCACGUACACCAUCACCGAGGGGAAUCUUCACAACGCCUUUUCAAUUCACCCCAAUACCGGAGUCAUCACCGUGAGCAACGUGUCAGAAUUUGGGCCUUUUUACCGGCUGGUUGUCAAAGUCUCCGACGGGCUCUACAAGGACUCGGCUAUCGUCAAAGUGAACGUAACAAACGUCACGGAGAGCGGUCUUGGCUUUCAGCAGAAAGUGUAUUCGGCGAGCGUUGCAGAAAACGUAAAAACGGUCAAAGCUGUGGCGGCACUCCAAGCCACAGGUUGUUUUUUAAACGAGCCUCUUUUAUAUUCCAUAGUCAACCCAGUGGGGAUGUUUGUAAUCUCCCAGACGUCCGGCGUCCUUGAAACAACUGGUUUCCCCUUCGACCGAGAGGCGCGGGACGUCUACGACGUGGUGGUGAAGGUAGAAGACGUGAGAACGCCGCCUCGGACAGCGACCGCCCGGGUCAAGGUCUUCAUCGACGACGUGAACGACAACGCUCCGCAGUUUCUAAACUUGCCUUUUUCAAUGGCGAUUUCCGAAACCGCCGAUCCGGGAGACGUCUUGUAUCAAGCGACGGCCGUCGAUGGCGAUCUGGGAGAGAACGGGUCCAUCGUGUACUCGCUGGAGGACGACUACGGCCUCUUCGGGAUAGAUCCCGACAUCGGGGAUGUGACCCUCCGAAGGCCUCUUGACUUUGAAGCUCUGAAUAAGUAUGUUUUGACCGUCUUGGCUACAGACGGCGGCGAGCCCGCACACGGCGCAAUGGCACAGCUCAGCAUUCAAGUCAGGAAUCAAACCAACCCCGUUUUCCAGACCCUUUUGUAUCCCCUGAAAGUCCCUGAAGACGUGCCCCCGCUCACCACCAUCUUACACGUCCAGGCCAGGAAUCCAGAGGGCUAUCGGCUCAUCUACAACCUGGAAGAGGAAAACGGCUCGCAGCACUUCCACAUCGAUUUCAAAACCGGCGUGCUGACCGUCGCCGACCCCCUGGACCACGAGAGCCAAACCACGCACGCGUUGACGGUUCGCGCCACCGACUCUGUCACCGGAGCUUUCUCGGAGGCCUCCGUUGACGUGGAAGUAGAAGACGUGAACGACAACGCGCCGGUUUUCUCAAAGCCAGCGUACGCUGUGACCUUAGAGGAGGGCCUCCCAAUCCACACUGCUGUGGUGCAGCUUUCUGCCUCCGAUAGGGACUCUGGCAGAAAUAAAGAUCUGACCUUCCAGCUGGUGAAGACGGAGAGUAACGAGACAGAUUUCUUUGAGAUAGACCCCCGUAGCGGAUUGAUCGUCACGAAACAGGUGCUGGACCAUGAAAACACGAAACACUUCCAUUUGAAAAUCAAAGCCACCGACAACGGCAGCGUUCCUCUCAGCAGCGAAGCCCACGUCUUCAUAAAUGUCACCGACGUCAACGACAACCCGCCGGACUUUGCGAGCUCCCAAUAUGACGCCUCUCUGGAUGAAAUGGCAAAGUGCGGCCACAUAGUCAUCAAGAUCCAAGCGUCGGAUCCGGACUCCGGGGACCCGGACAACCUCAGGUACAAAAUCCUCUCGGGGAACGAAGGCCGCUACUUCAACAUCAACGAGUCUUCGGGAAUCAUCUCCUUUUCCAACGUCUGCAAGAGGAAUCUGGAUCCUUACUACAACCUGACGGUGGCGGUGUCGGACGGGGUGUUCCAGAAAACGGCGCCGGUGAACAUCGACAUGAUAAACAGCAACAGGCACAGUCCGCAUUUCAAGCAGAGCGUCUACGAAGCGGAGUUGGCCGAAAACGCCGAGGCGGGGACCCGGGUGAUCCGGUUGGCGGCCGUCGACCCCGACGACGGGCCGUACGGCAGCGUUGACUACACCAUCAUAAACAAGCUCGCCGACGAGAAAUUUGCCAUCGACAUCGACGGGCAGAUCGUCACGACGCAACCGCUGGACAGAGAGAACCCGGCCCAGAGGGUCAUCGCCAUCAAAGUGAUGGCGAAGGACGGCGGCGGAAAAGUGGCCUUCUGCACGGUCAAGAUCAUUCUCACGGACGAGAACGACAACGUCCCCCAGUUCAAGGCGUCGGAGUACCAGGUUUCAAUUCAGUCGACCGUCAACAAAGGCUCCCCCGUGAUCCAGAUCGUGGCUUACGACGCGGACGACGGCAAAAACGCCGACGUCACCUACACGGUGGACGAAGCCGGAGGGGCGACCGAAGACGUCAUCGAGAUAAACCCUUUCACCGGAGUCGUGAGCGUCAAGGAGAGCCUCGUCGGCAUGGAGAACAAAAUCUUCAACUUCAAAGUGAAAGCUCGCGACGGCAGCGUUCCGUUCUAUAACUCCACGGUGCCCGUUCAAGUCAAAGUGGUUCCUCCCGAGGUUCCCCUCCCGAAGUUCUCAGAGCCCCUCUACAGCUUCUCGGCCGCGGAGGACAUCCCCAUAGGGACGGAGGUCGGCUCGGUGAGGGCGGACUCCAAGAUGCCCCUCAUCUACAGCCUGGUGAACGGGAACACCGUGGAGAGCAACAAGGACAAAGUGUUCAGCAUGGACAAAGAGAGCGGGACUCUGCUGCUGCAGAAGACCAUCGAUCACGAAAGGACCAAAUGGUAUCAGAUAGACGUGAUCGCUCGGGGGAGCCACAACGGGACCGACGUGGCGUCGCUGGUGUCCGUCAGCAUCCAGGUCCAAGAUGUGAACGAUAACCAGCCGCUGUUUGAGGCGAACCCGUACAGGGCCUUCCUGGCUGAGAACAUGCCCGCUGGAACCACCGUCAUCCAGGUGACCGCCAACGACCCGGACACGGACACGAACGGCCGCGUGACCUACACCUUGGCGUCCCGACCCGAGGACGCCGCGGCGGACGCCACCGAGGUGUUCUCCAUCGACGGCGACAGCGGCUGGAUCACCACCGCGCGGCAGACGGACUGCGAGGCCGCCAGGUUCUACCGGUUCGACGUGGUCGCCACGGACCGCGGCGGCGACGUCAAGCUGUCGUCCAGCGUCCUGGUGGAGGUGACCGUCACGGACGAGAACGACAACCCGCCGCAGUUCUCCGCCAGCGCGUACCGCGGCUCCGUGGUGGAGAACAGCAGCCCCGGCGAGGUCAUCGUCUCCAUGACGACCGCGGACGCCGACGUCUCGCUGGAGAACCGCCUCGUGACGUGUUACAUCACAGACGGCGACCCGCUGGGCCAGUUCGCCAUCAUCCAGGAGGACGAGGGCGAGUGGGGCCUGAUCGUGAAGGAGGCCCUGGACCGAGAGGCCAAGGACCGGUACACGCUCAGGGUCACGGCCACCGACGGGAAGUCCGAGGCGCCGGUCACCGUGGACGUCCACGUCCUGGACGUCAACGACAACAGUCCGCAGUGCGAACAGCUGGCGUACGCCGAGGCGGUGAUGGAAAACUCGCCCUCCAGCACGUUCGUGCUGAAGGUUUCGGCGUCGGACGCGGACGCCGGCGCCAACGGCCAGAUCUCCUACAGCCUGCACGGCGCCAACGCGGACAAGUUCCACCUCGACCACCGGACAGGUGAGCUGUUCACUCUGGCCGUGUUGGACCGGGAGAGGGAGGCGGAGUACAACGUGGCGGCGAAGGCGACGGACGGCGGCGGGCGCUCGUGCCAGGCCGACAUCCGGCUGACGAUCCAGGACGCCAACGACAACCCGCCCCGCUUCUCCUCCAGCCGCUACGAGGUCACCGUGUUCGACAACACCACCGUCGGGACUCCCGUCGCCGUCGUGUACGCCACGGACCCGGACGCCGGUAUAAACUCUGAGGUGAAGUACUCCCUGCUGGCGGGCGACGGCGGCUACUUCUCUCUGGAAGAGUUCUCCGGGAUCCUGCGGCUGGAGCGACCCCUGACCUCCGACGCGCCGCCCGCCUUCGAGCUGAAGGUGAAGGCCGCCGACCGCGGCCUGCCCCGCCACCUCUUCUCCGUCGCGGCCGUGACGGUGGACGUGGUCUCCCUGGACGACUACCAGCCCGUCUUCCUGAGCUCGGAGUACACCGCCCGGCUCCCAGAAUCCCUGGCGGUCGGGUCGCAGGUGCUGAGCGUCUCCGCCCUGACGGAGGACGGCGACGGGCCGGAUCCCGUCGUCUACCGGAUCGCGUCCGGCAACGAGGAGGAGCGCUUCCACCUGGACGCACGGACAGGCCUGCUGACCCUCGUGGCCCCGCUGGACUACGAGGGCUCCCGGGAGUUCUACCUGGCCGUGGAGGGGAGCCGCGGCAAGUCGUCCCUCAGCGACCUCGCCACGGUCGUCGUGGAGGUGACGGACGUGAACGACAACGCGCCGGCGUUCGGGCGAGGCGACUACAGCGCGGAGGUAUCGGAGGACCUGACGCCCGGCAGCCUCGUGAUGAAGGUAACGGCCAGCGAUCAGGACGGUCCCAUCAACAAUCUGCUGCGUUACUCCAUCGUGAGCGGGGACGCUCUGCAGCAGUUCUCCAUUCACCCUCGCAGCGGAGAAAUCACUGUCCGCACGGCACUGGACAGGGAAGAGGUCCCUCACUACUCUCUGACGGUGCAGGCAGCAGAUGAAGGGGCUCCUCCUCUGUCCUCGGCCGUCCUCAUCGCCAUCACCGUCACCGACGUCAACGACCACGCGCCCGUCUUCUCCCAGGUCAACCACAACCUGCUGCUGCAGGAGGGCGAGUCGGUGGGCAGCGGCGUCCUCCAGCUGGUGGUGACGGACGGGGACACGCCCAGGAACGGCCCGCCCUUCUCCAUCCACAUCGUCAGCGGCAACGAGGACCGCCGGUUCCACGUGGACCAGGGCGGCCUGCUGUCGCUCGCCGCGCCGCUCAGGAAGAAGGUCAAGCCGCGUCACCAGCUCAAGAUACAGGUGACGGACAGCGGCCACCCCCCCCUCUCCUCCAUCUGCGUGGUCAACGUCAACGUCACCGAGCAGAGCAAGUACCCUCCCUCCGUCGCGCCCCUGGAGGUCUUCAUCACCACCUCCGGCGGGCUGUUUGCCAACCGGGUCAUCGGCCGGGUCCACGCGUCGGACCAGGACCCGCAGGACGUCCUGGUCUACGGGCUGGUGUCCGAACACCCGGGCGGAGGGAGGUUCUCCGUCGACCUCGCCGACGGCAAAAUCUGGGCGGACGAGAACCUGAAGGAGGGUUCCUACUCGCUCAACGUCAGCGUGACGGACGGGAAGUUCGCGGUGUGGACGGGGGUCCGGGUCCACGUGUGGGCGGCGGACCAGAGGGAGCUGGACUCCGGCCUGACGCUGCAGCUGGUGGGGCUGUCGCCGGAGGAGUUCCUGGGCGACCACUGGAGAGGCCUGCAGCGCGGCCUGGGACAGGCUCUGGGUCUACCCAGGCAGGAGCUUCACCUGGCCAGCCUGCAGCAGGUACCCGACACCCGGGGGGUCCUGGAGGCCCUGCUGGUCUGGAGGCCUCCGAGUGGACUCGUCCAGGCUCUGCCAACCAACCGGCUCGCAGGUGUCAUAUCGGACGUGGAGGACUCUCUGGGCCUCAGCAUCCUCCGGGUGAGCCACAACGGGUGUCUGGGCGCCGGCUGCCCGCCGCGAGGCUGCAGGAACGCCGUCCGGCUGACGGCGGAAGGACCGAGCCAUUUCACCACCGCCAGAGCCGGUUACAUCACGCCGCGCCACACCUGGGAGAGCGUGUGCCCGUGUAACGAGUCGGCGGUGAGCUUCGAUGGUACGAAGUCCUACCUGAAGUACCUUCACCAGAUGGACGAAGACCACCAGGACUUCCAGCUGUCGCUGCGGUUCAAGACCGUCCAGGACCGCGGCCUCAUCGCGUCCACCAACAGCACCGACGGCUGGGGAGCGCUGCAGCUGACCGAUGGAGAGCUGCACUUUGGGUUCGGCUGCGGGAACGCGCCCCCCGGCUCGCUGCUCGCCGCGUCCGCCCCGGUGUCCGACGGCCGGUGGCACGCCGUCCUGCUGGAGGUCAACUCCAGCGCCCUGCGGCUGACCCUGGACCAGCACCGGCCGGCCUCCGUCCCGCUGGCGGCGCCGUGCCGGAUGAUGAGCUCCCACGGCGCGCUGCUCUUCGCCUCGCCGGCUGGGGAGCCGCGCGGCUUCGCCGGCUGCCUGGACGCCCUGGAGCUCAACGGGGAGCCCAUCCGGGCGGGCGACGACGCGGCGGCGGAGUGGCCCGGGCCGGGCGGGGCCAGGCGGGUGUUCGGGGUGUACCAGUGCUGCGGCAGGGCGGCGGCGGCCUGCGACGGCCGGCCGUGUCACAACGGAGGCGUCUGUGAGGACGCCGGCAGCGGAGAGCCGCGCUGCAGGUGUGCGGGACUCUUCCACGGCGCCCGCUGUGAGCUGCUCGACAACCCGUGCGCCUCCCGGCCGUGCGCCCAGGGCCGGGCGUGCGUGCCCAAACCUCAAGGUUACAUGUGCAGCUGCUUGCCGGACAACACGGACACACGGUGUCACAAUAAAACCGAGUGUUGGCCCAAUACGUGUGGCGGAGGCUUCGAUUGUAAAGUCACCGACGGCUCCAUCCACUGCGACCCGCUGCCUCUGGUGUCUCCAAUCAUCGGCUACGUGGAAAUCAUGGAGAUCAGCGCCAGCGUGCUCGGGUUACUCUUCUUGGUCGGCGCCUUCGUUUGCAUCCGUAAACGUUACGUUCAGCAGAAGAAGAAGAAGCCCGUCUGCGUGCAGGACUCCAACGGCUACUCCCAGCCCGGUCUGACCAAGAGCCUCAAGUCCAGCCACCACGAAGCCACCACCCUGGAGAUGAACUCGCUGGUCGACGCCAUCAACGACCUCGACCACACGCCCUUCAGGUCGCUGCGCCCUCGCAGCCAGAUCGUGUCGUCGGGGGGCGGGGCUUGCUCUCCGAAGACGCAGAGGCCGGUCGUGUGCAGCGUCGCCCCGAACCUCCCGGCCAGGCCGCCGUCCGGCUCCGACAACGACUCCAUCAGGAAGAACCAGUGGGACCAGGGCUACGAAGUCUAUCCGGCCGACCCGGACUACUACGGCCGCCCGGCGGUGCAGGAGUUCCCCCAGUUUGACAUCGUGGAGGACUCCUCCGCCUCCUCCACCGUGGACUCGCGCAGGAACUCUCGAUUCGGCGGCUUCCCGUUCCCGCUGGAUCGCUGCGACCGCCGCGCCCCGCUGCCGCCCUGCUACAGCAACCAGAACCUGGACGACUUCCUGGGCCCCGACGGGCUCCCUCUGCCCACCGCCCAGUGCCCCAACGAGUACACCGCCAUCAGCUACUACCCCACGCAGCACGCCCGCGGCGCGGACGACGUCUCGGGGGGCUACAAGAAGCUCAGCAUGCGUCUGAGCGUGGCCAUGCCGUCGUACGCGGAGCAGCCCGGCCCGCCGCCGCCGCCCCUGCAGGCGCCGAAGCCGAAGCCUCAAACGAGACGGGCGGGGCCGAACCCGAGCAGCUACGACGCCUCCAGCAUGGUGGAGAGCGACUACGGCAGCUGUGAGGAGGUGAUGUUUUAAGAGUCCAGAGCCGACGUCCUUUUUUUUAAACAUUUUAUUUCAGUGGCAAUUUGCGUCCUUUUUGGGUGAUUAUUCACUUCCUUUAGGGGACCCGAGACAGUGCGAGUGCACGCCACUACGAAGGCAGCUUCGUGUGCGGGCGCACCUCUCGGACGGGGAGUCUUUUCCUCGGGUUCUUUCAUUGGUCACGUUAGACGGGAGGUCACUCCUCGGAGAAGGUUGAGCAGAGAGACCAUCGGACUCUCAGGAGGAGCCGGGGACGCCGCUUCAUCGAGACGUGUGCAAAACAACCUGCGUAGCGAACCGGCCGGCGAGGCCGAUAAACCGCUUUGACGAACAUUGUUUAUCGUUUAUCUCGUUGGCGUUUCUGGCCGCGUGUGUUUGCGUUCGCCGGCCCACGAUUUUCCCAAUCUAAAAGGUAUUAAGAGCACAUUUCAUGCAGGAUGAACAUUUCGUUGGACUCUAUAAUCUGCUCUUUGUUGUUGUUGUUGUUGUUGUCACAACGAGCGGGGGCCGGAUCCUCGUCAACAGCUCAACGUCGGUCGUGUUUUUUUUUCACUUUUUGAUUGUUUACGAGCUUCAACACUUUGUUUCCAUCGCUGUUAACUCUCAGCUUCUCCCGCUGGUAUUAUAUUUUGGAAGAUGCUCUGCAGUGUCAAUCACCCCCCCCCCCCCCCCCCCCCCCCACGAUAAAGGGAACACUUAAUGUGGGGCAAUAAAUAAAAUGUCUAUGCAGCCGUUUUAAAUGGUGUAAAUAUGCAAAGCCUCAGAUGAAAAGAAAUGUUGUUUUGGUCAAGAUGCUUGUUGUUGUGCAUUAUUCAACGUAUUCAAAAGAGUCAACAACAUCUCCUAAAACCAACUGUUUGACAGUUAAGAACCACAAUUUAUUAUCAUUUUAUUUUAUUAUCGUCGACAUUUCCUUCAUAACGAAUUUAGAGCAACAAAUCAUUCUGAGUGGGCUUUUUUUAAUCGUAAAAAAUGGCUUUUAAGCAAAUAGAAUUUUUCAUUUCAGCUCUUAACUUCUUGUUUUUCUGUAAUUAAUUAAUUGGUAAAUAAAUAUUCAGUCUGUAUUCAUACGCGAUGCUCAAAUCCGAUGUUUCUCAUCACAUAUAAAGAUAUAUAAACCUUAGAUCCUUUUGAAUUGAAUAUUAUGGGUCCUUAAUGUCAAACAUCAAAUCAUAAAUUCAAUAGCGUCUCGUAAUUUGCUUCGUAAAUCAAUUUUGUGAGCGAGAAAUUGGAUUAUUCUUUGUUUGUAUUUGUUAAAUAUCGGGGACAUUGUUGUAUUAUAAACAAAAGGUUGUCUUAACCAGGCUGUUAUCAAAUAUACUAUAUAACCAAGAUCUUCGGCUCAUUAUCAUCAUCGUCGUCUCCACUUUAUUCCGAUUUUGGUAACUUAUUAAUUGUGAAAUCUGACGACGGUAAAUCCUCGGUUCAAAGCGUGAUUGUUGGUGAGUGUUGUUGUUGUUGUUGUUGUUGAUGUGUGUUACUGAACGACGUCUGUGGAUCUCUGGCGGUUUAACUGACUAGAGAGAGUUCAGUAAAAAAAGACCUUAAAUGUGUGCAGGUGUCGU